AUGGGGAGCUAUGUAGAGAAAGCUCGUGAGAAUCACGUCAAGAAGAAGGUCGAAGAAGCACUGCGUAGCAAGAUGAAGGCAAAGGCAUUGAACGAAUGUGAUCAGUAUGUUUCAAAGUAUGCGGAAUGCGCAACAGGAAGAACGUUUUCUGUGGUAUGGUCAUGUCGUAAGCAAGCUAAAGAGCUCAACAAUUGCCUCCAUCAAUUCACCAAUGACAGUGUUUUGGAGGAGAUGAAGCGAGAGUACAUGCUUCAAGAAGAGGGCAAAGUCUCAGCAUCGGCCAUAUAA
Messenger RNA from Arabis nemorensis, 288 nucleotides. Lineage: Eukaryota; Viridiplantae; Streptophyta; Magnoliopsida; Brassicales; Brassicaceae. The record is from the annotation of a GenBank genome assembly.